GUUAAAUGGAUUAUUAACAAAAUCAGUGUCAACACAUAGAUCUUAUUCCUUUUAGCAAUAAGUUCUUUUGCAGAUCAUGCGGUAUUCAUAUGCCUGAAGAUGGAAGUAUUGGAAUAAAAGGUUAGAACUUUAACUUUCCAGGUUAUCUAAAUCCAAUAUAAAAUCUAAAGAAACAAUGGAAUAGGGCAGUUCCUAUAGGAUCAUUGCCAAAUGAAUAUUAGAAAGUAUUAUUCAUAUAAAUUGAAUAGCAAAGAUUAUCACUUAUUGAUUAUAUGAUAGAGUGGAGUGAAAAAUUAAAAUUAUCCAUGAAUUCUUUAUUUUUGGCAGUCUAAUUUUUAGAUUAUUUUAUAUCAUAAAAGAAAGUAGAUCCAGUUUAAUAUAGAUUAUAUGGUGCUACAUGUCUUAUGUUAGCAGGUAUAUUCUUAUAUAUAUUUUAAUAGCUAAAUCUAUAGAAUUAGAUGAGAGAAUUCCUUUCAUAAGUAAAUUAAGAAGAUAUACCUAUUUACCUUAUUCAACAAUAGAUUUUAGGAGAUGCGAAUGUUAGAUAAUAAAAUAAUUGAAUUGGAAUUUACAAUGCACAACUUUAAUUGAUUGGGCUGAGGCAGUAAUCUCUUUAGGUAUAGUCUAUGAGUAAGAUGAAUUAUGUCAAUCAGAAAAUGUUCUUAAAGAGAAAAGUACUAAUAUUCUAUAACAAUAAAAUAAUUAACAAUAAAUCAAAUAGGAUAUUUUUAAGGAACAUUUAGAUAAUGUUUUUAAAUAGCCUUCAACAGUACCUAAAUAGAUCAAUGAAAAAGUUUAGGAAUAAUUAAUCAAACUUUGUAUUUCUUUACUUAAGGAUGGUACAUAUUUAGAUAAAGAUCCUGCUGAAUUAACAAUUUCAGUUAUUGGAUGUGCUCGUAAAGCUAGUGGAUUAAAAAAUGCAAUGUAAAUUAUCAAAUAUUAAAUAGACCAAAAUGUUUGUUUGAAUUAUUAGAUAAUGUAGAACCUAAGUUUUAAGAAAGUUUAACUGAUCACUUUAUUAAAUAAGUAAAAUAACCAACAAGUGUAUUGGGUAGAGCAUUUACAACAGACUUAGAUUUUUUUAGUCUUUAAAAUUAUAAACAUAGAAUUGCAUGA
This is a messenger RNA of Paramecium sonneborni, 1116 nucleotides long. The record is from the annotation of a GenBank genome assembly. NCBI's taxonomy places the organism in Eukaryota, Ciliophora, Oligohymenophorea, Peniculida, Parameciidae.